Mytilinidion resinicola is the source of this 822-nucleotide messenger RNA. RefSeq lists its product as uncharacterized. Bases 99 to 596 code for a protein of 165 amino acids. NCBI's taxonomy places the organism in Eukaryota, Fungi, Ascomycota, Dothideomycetes, Mytilinidiales, Mytilinidiaceae. The record is from RefSeq and is a predicted model, not a curated record. The transcript has a single exon.
CUACUUCAAAUCCAAGGUAGCCUGGCUGGCUGAAAACUAAGCAGUAUACACAUCAAGGCCCCCUCAAAUCCCCCUCUCAAUCCCCAGAAAGCUCGCCAAUGUUCUCUCCAAAGCGCUUCCAGAGCCAGAAACUACCCGACUCUCUUUCCUUUUUUCUCAGCAUGUCACACAGACACCGGCACAUCAGCACUUUCCGCUUCCCAGUGUUUGGCUCUUCCCAGAGCUUCCCAGAGCCAAAUAUCCAUCGGGCCCCACUACUUGUCUCCCAAAUCUCUGCCCACAAGUCCCACCAUUCCCGCUUCAUUUUCCCCCUACGAAGGAUGCCACCUUCUCGAACUCAGCACCCCUGCGUCCUCGUCAACACCACCCUCUCAAAAUGCGAAGAUUGGAUACCGUACCUAGCACCAGCACUCCUCGUCCCAUGCCCACACGCCACCGGCGUCUUCAAGCUCUGCAGCUUUCCCCUGGCAUACGACCGCGCAGCGACCGUUCUAGUGAUCUGGAGUGCGCCGAUGCCGGCGGAGAUGAGGGAGAAUUGGGCGAUGGGUUGCAUUAUGAUUCUCGGAAGGUUUGUUGAGUGUGUAUGUGGGUUAUGAUGAUUAUGGUGGUUCGGGAUCAAGGUUUUGCUUUUGCUUUUGCUGUAGAGGAUGGUGAUUCAUGGGAAGCUCUUGAAGUUGAGAGUCUAAAAUUGAGCAGAGUGAUGGCCUUGAUAUACGUGAUUCUCGAACAGAUAGUGGCAACUCCUCACACGACGGUCGAACGACCAGAGACGUGAUUUAUAAAGCAUGGCAGCACAUGUGUAAUUCGAGAACGCGGGGACCC